Molecule: messenger RNA, 579 nt
Organism: Lentinula edodes (shiitake mushroom)
Lineage: Eukaryota; Fungi; Basidiomycota; Agaricomycetes; Agaricales; Omphalotaceae
Product: aldehyde dehydrogenase domain-containing protein
Exons: 6
Coding region: 1-579 (192 amino acids)
Molecular function (GO): aldehyde dehydrogenase (NAD+) activity
Source: RefSeq, a predicted model, not a curated record
AUGGAAGAACAUCAGCAGGAGCUUACUGCCCUUGAAGCAUUGGACAACGGCAAGUCUUUCACCUGGGCAAUGGACGUUGAUACCACGUUUGCUAUCGACACUAUUCGCUAUUACGCUGGCUGGCUGACAAGAUCCAUGGUCAAGUGGUGGAGAUGGACGAGAGGAAACGUUAACUCUCUUACACCCGUUAUGAACCAAUCGGUGUCGUUGCUCAUGAUGUCGUGGAAACUUGGUCCUUCUCUUGCUACUGGGAGCUGCAUUGUCAUGAAGCCUUCAGAAUCCACUCCUCUGCCUGCAAUUCACAUGAGUAAGCUUAUCCACGAAGCCAGAUUUCCACCCAGGACGUUCAACUUUCUCACUGGAUAUGGCGACAUUGUUGGAGCAGCAAUUUCUAGCCAUAUGAAGAUUGACAAGAUCGCCUUCACUGGUAGCACUCUCGUCGGUCGUAAGAUCAUGGAGGUCACCGCAAAGAGCAACUUGAAGGACAUUACGCUCGAGGUUGGUGGCAAAAGCCGGAACAUCACAUUCAACGAUGCAGAUGUUGAUCAAGUUGUCAGCUGGGCAGCUCAUGCGAUCUAG